This is a messenger RNA of Cynocephalus volans (Philippine flying lemur), 8007 nucleotides long. RefSeq names its product spectrin alpha, non-erythrocytic 1 (gene SPTAN1). Gene Ontology annotation, biological process: actin cytoskeleton organization. Gene Ontology annotation, molecular function: actin filament binding; calcium ion binding. NCBI's taxonomy places the organism in Eukaryota, Metazoa, Chordata, Mammalia, Dermoptera, Cynocephalidae. The record is from RefSeq and is a predicted model, not a curated record. Gene Ontology annotation, cellular component: cortical actin cytoskeleton; plasma membrane; cell projection. The transcript has 59 exons. Bases 124 to 7656 code for a protein of 2510 amino acids.
GCGCGCGCCACCGCCACUAUCCGCUGCGGAACGAGCUGUGUGGAUCGGUUUUCUCGGAGCCACCCUUCAGCCCGGCGCACCCACGCCCCUCACCCCCAGGAGCCGACUCCACAUUCCUCCGUCAUGUUGUCAUCAUUUCGUAAGCGCAGAGUCCAGAAAAUGGACCCAAGUGGGGUCAAAGUGCUGGAAACAGCAGAGGACAUCCAAGAGAGGCGGCAGCAGGUCCUAGACCGAUACCACCGCUUCAAGGAGCUCUCAACCCUUAGGCGCCAGAAGCUGGAAGAUUCCUAUCGAUUCCAGUUUUUCCAAAGAGAUGCUGAGGAACUGGAGAAGUGGAUUCAGGAAAAACUUCAGAUUGCAUCUGAUGAGAAUUAUAAAGACCCAACCAACUUGCAGGGAAAGCUUCAGAAGCAUCAAGCCUUUGAAGCUGAAGUGCAGGCCAACUCAGGAGCCAUUGUUAAGCUGGAUGAAACUGGAAACCUGAUGAUCUCAGAAGGGCAUUUUGCAUCUGAAACCAUACGGACUCGUCUGAUGGAGCUGCACCGCCAAUGGGAAUUACUUUUGGAAAAGAUGCGGGAGAAAGGAGUUAAGCUGCUGCAGGCCCAGAAGUUGGUGCAGUAUUUACGAGAAUGUGAGGAUGUGAUGGACUGGAUCAAUGACAAGGAAGCAAUUGUGACUUCUGAGGAGCUGGGCCAGGACCUGGAGCAUGUGGAGGUUUUACAGAAGAAAUUUGAAGAGUUUCAAACAGAUCUGGCUGCUCAUGAAGAAAGAGUUAAUGAAGUGAACCAGUUUGCUGCCAAACUCAUUCAGGAACAGCACCCUGAGGAGGAACAGAUCAAGACUAAGCAGGAUGAAGUAAAUGCAGCCUGGCAGCGGCUGAAGGGACUGGCUCUUCAGAGACAGGGGAAGCUCUUUGGGGCAGCUGAGGUUCAGCGCUUUAACAGGGAUGUAGAUGAGACUAUCAGUUGGAUAAAGGAAAAGGAACAGUUAAUGGCCUCUGAUGAUUUUGGACGAGACCUGGCAAGUGUUCAGGCUCUGCUCCGGAAGCAUGAGGGUCUGGAGAGAGAUCUUGCUGCUCUAGAGGACAAGGUCAAAGCCCUGUGUGCCGAGGCCGACCGCCUGCAGCAGUCCCACCCUCUGAGUGCUACUCAGAUCCAAGUGAAGCGAGAGGAGCUGAUUACAAACUGGGAGCAGAUCCGCACUUUGGCAGCGGAGAGACAUGCCCGGCUCAAUGAUUCAUACAGGCUUCAACGCUUUCUUGCUGACUUCCGUGACCUUACCAGCUGGGUGACUGAGAUGAAAGCCCUCAUCAAUGCAGAUGAGCUGGCUAACGAUGUGGCCGGGGCUGAAGCACUGCUGGAUAGACACCAAGAACACAAGGGUGAAAUUGAUGCUCAUGAAGACAGCUUUAAAUCUGCAGAUGAGUCUGGGCAGGCACUGCUUGCUGCCAGUCAUUAUGCCUCAGACGAAGUGAGGGAGAAGCUGACCAUCCUUUCUGAGGAAAGAACAGCCCUGCUGGAGCUGUGGGAGCUGCGCAGGCAGCAGUACGAGCAGUGCAUGGACCUGCAGCUCUUCUACCGCGACACUGAGCAGGUGGACAAUUGGAUGAGCAAGCAAGAGGCAUUUCUGUUGAAUGAAGACUUGGGAGAUUCCUUGGAUAGUGUGGAAGCACUUCUCAAGAAGCAUGAGGACUUUGAGAAAUCCCUCAGUGCCCAGGAGGAAAAGAUUACAGCAUUAGAUGAAUUUGCGACCAAGCUGAUUCAGAACAACCACUAUGCGAUGGAAGAUGUGGCCACUCGCCGAGAUGCUCUAUUGAGCCGCCGUAACGCCCUUCACGAGAGAGCCAUGCGUCGCCGGGCCCAGCUGGCUGAUUCCUUCCACUUGCAGCAGUUUUUCCGUGAUUCUGAUGAGCUCAAGAGUUGGGUCAACGAGAAGAUGAAAACUGCCACAGAUGAAGCUUAUAAAGACCCAUCCAACCUGCAAGGAAAAGUACAGAAGCAUCAGGCUUUUGAGGCUGAGCUCUCAGCAAACCAGAGCCGCAUUGAUGCCCUGGAGAAAGCUGGGCAAAAGCUGAUUGAUGUCAACCACUAUGCCAGGGAUGAGGUAGCAGCUCGUAUGAAUGAGGUCAUCAGUUUGUGGAAGAAACUGCUGGAGGCCACUGAACUGAAAGGAAUAAAGCUUCGUGAAGCUAACCAGCAACAGCAGUUUAAUCGGAAUGUUGAGGAUAUUGAACUGUGGCUGUAUGAAGUGGAAGGUCACUUGGCUUCAGAUGACUAUGGCAAAGAUCUUACCAAUGUCCAGAACCUGCAGAAGAAGCAUGCCCUGCUGGAGGCAGACGUGGCUGCUCACCAGGAUCGAAUUGAUGGCAUCACCAUUCAGGCCCGCCAGUUCCAGGAUGCUGGCCAUUUUGAUGCUGAAAACAUCAAAAAGAAGCAGGAAGCCCUUGUGGCUCGCUAUGAGGCUCUCAAGGAACCCAUGAUUGCCCGAAAACAGAAGCUGGCUGAUUCUCUGCGCCUGCAGCAGCUCUUUCGCGAUGUUGAGGAUGAAGAGACAUGGAUUCGAGAGAAAGAACCCAUUGCUGCAUCUACCAACAGAGGCAAGGAUUUGAUUGGAGUCCAGAAUCUGCUAAAGAAACAUCAAGCCUUACAAGCAGAAAUUGCCGGACAUGAACCCCGCAUCAAAGCAGUUACGCAGAAGGGGAAUGCCAUGGUGGAGGAAGGCCAUUUUGCUGCAGAGGACGUGAAGGCCAAGCUGAAUGAGCUGAACCAGAAGUGGGAGGCGCUGAAGGCCAAAGCCUCGCAGCGCCGGCAGGACUUGGAGGAUUCACUGCAGGCCCAGCAGUACUUCGCUGACGCCAACGAGGCCGAGUCCUGGAUGCGCGAGAAGGAGCCCAUAGUGGGCAGCACCGACUAUGGGAAGGAUGAGGACUCUGCUGAGGCUCUGCUCAAGAAACACGAAGCUUUGAUGUCGGAUCUCAGUGCCUACGGCAGCAGCAUCCAGGCUUUGCGAGAGCAGGCGCAGUCGUGCCGGCAACAGGUGGCCCCCAUGGAUGACGAGACUGGGAAAGAGCUAGUCCUGGCUCUCUAUGACUAUCAAGAGAAGAGUCCUCGAGAAGUCACCAUGAAAAAAGGAGACAUUCUUACCUUACUCAACAGCACCAACAAGGACUGGUGGAAAGUGGAAGUGAAUGAUCGUCAGGGUUUUGUGCCAGCCGCAUAUGUGAAGAAAUUGGACCCCGCCCAGUCAGCCUCCAGGGAGAACCUCCUGGAGGAGCAAGGCAGCAUAGCACUACGGCAGGAGCAGAUUGACAACCAGACACGCAUAACUAAGGAGGCCGGCAGUGUAUCUCUGCGUAUGAAACAGGUGGAAGAACUAUAUCAUUCUCUGCUGGAACUGGGUGAGAAGCGUAAAGGCAUGUUGGAGAAGAGUUGCAAGAAAUUUAUGUUGUUCCGUGAAGCGAAUGAGCUGCAGCAGUGGAUCAACGAGAAGGAAGCUGCUCUGACAAGCGAGGAGGUGGGCGCAGACCUGGAGCAGGUGGAGGUGCUGCAGAAGAAGUUUGAUGACUUCCAGAAGGAUCUGAAGGCUAAUGAGUCACGGUUGAAGGACAUUAAUAAGGUGGCUGAAGACCUGGAGUCUGAAGGUCUAAUGGCAGAGGAGGUGCAGGCCGUGCAGCAACAGGAGGUGUAUGGCAUGAUGCCUAGGGAUGAAACUGACUCCAAGACAGCCUCCCCAUGGAAGUCUGCUCGUUUGAUGGUUCAUACCGUGGCCACCUUUAAUUCCAUCAAGGAGCUGAAUGAGCGGUGGCGGUCUCUGCAGCAGCUGGCUGAGGAACGGAGCCAGCUCUUGGGCAGCGCCCAUGAAGUGCAGAGGUUCCACAGAGAUGCCGAUGAAACCAAAGAAUGGAUAGAAGAGAAGAAUCAGGCUCUAAACACAGACAAUUAUGGCCAUGAUCUGGCCAGUGUCCAGGCCCUGCAGCGUAAGCAUGAGGGUUUUGAGAGGGACCUCGCCGCUCUCGGCGACAAGGUCAAUUCCCUCGGGGAAACAGCAGAGCGCCUGAUCCAGUCCCAUCCUGAGUCAGCAGAGGAUCUGCAGGAAAAAUGCACUGAGUUAAACCAGGCCUGGAACAGCCUGGGAAAACGCGCAGACCGCCGCAAGGCCAAGCUGGGUGACUCCCACGACCUGCAGCGCUUCCUUAGCGAUUUCCGCGACCUCAUGUCUUGGAUCAAUGGAAUACGGGGGUUGGUGUCCUCAGAUGAGCUAGCCAAGGAUGUCACCGGAGCUGAAGCUUUGCUGGAGCGACACCAGGAACACCGGACAGAAAUUGAUGCCAGGGCUGGCACUUUCCAGGCAUUUGAGCAGUUUGGGCAGCAGCUGUUGGCUCAUGGGCACUAUGCCAGCCCAGAGAUCAAGGAGAAACUAGAUAUUCUCGAUCAGGAACGUACAGACCUGGAGAAAGCCUGGGUUCAACGCAGGAUGAUGCUGGAUCAUUGCCUUGAAUUGCAGCUGUUCCAUCGGGACUGUGAGCAAGCCGAGAACUGGAUGGCUGCCCGGGAGGCCUUCUUGAACACCGAAGACAAAGGAGACUCUCUGGACAGUGUGGAGGCUCUGAUCAAAAAACAUGAAGACUUUGAUAAAGCAAUUAAUGUUCAGGAAGAGAAAAUUGCUGCUCUGCAGUCCUUUGCCGACCAGCUCAUUGCUGCUGACCAUUAUGCCAAAGGAGACAUUGCUAGUCGGCGCAAUGAGGUCUUGGACAGGUGGCGACGUCUGAAAGCACAGAUGAUUGAGAAAAGAUCAAAGCUAGGAGAAUCUCAAACCCUCCAGCAGUUCAGCCGGGAUGUGGAUGAGAUUGAGGCUUGGAUCAGUGAAAAAUUACAGACAGCUAGUGAUGAGUCGUAUAAGGAUCCCACCAACAUCCAGCUUUCCAAGCUGCUGAGCAAGCACCAGAAGCACCAGGCCUUUGAAGCAGAGCUACACGCCAAUGCCGACCGGAUCCGUGGGGUUAUUGACAUGGGCAACUCCCUCAUUGAGCGUGGGGCCUGUGCUGGCAGCGAGGAUGCUGUCAAGGCCCGCCUGGCUGCUUUAGCUGACCAGUGGCAGUUCCUGGUGCAGAAGUCAGCUGAAAAGAGCCAGAAGUUGAAAGAGGCCAACAAGCAACAGAAUUUUAACACUGGAAUCAAGGACUUUGACUUCUGGCUCUCUGAGGUGGAAGCCCUGCUGGCAUCUGAAGAUUACGGCAAAGACCUGGCUUCUGUGAACAAUCUGCUGAAGAAGCAUCAGCUGCUGGAGGCGGAUAUAUCUGCCCAUGAGGAUCGCCUGAAGGACCUGAACAGCCAGGCAGACUCCCUGAUGACCAGCAGUGCCUUUGACACCUCCCAAGUAAAGGACAAGCGGGACACCAUCAAUGGGCGCUUCCAGAAGAUCAAGAGCAUGGCGGCCUCCCGGCGAGCCAAGCUGAAUGAGUCUCAUCGCCUACACCAGUUCUUCCGGGACAUGGAUGAUGAGGAGUCCUGGAUCAAGGAGAAGAAGCUUCUGGUGAGCUCCGAGGACUACGGCCGGGACUUAACAGGUGUUCAGAACCUGAGGAAGAAGCACAAACGGCUGGAGGCAGAGCUGGCUGCACAUGAGCCAGCCAUCCAGGGUGUCCUGGACACAGGAAAGAAGCUGUCCGACGACAACACCAUUGGGAAGGAGGAGAUCCAGCAGCGCCUGGCACAGUUCGUGGAGCACUGGAAGGAGCUGAAGCAGCUGGCGGCCGCCCGGGGUCAGCGGCUAGAAGAGUCCUUGGAAUAUCAGCAGUUUGUAGCAAAUGUGGAAGAGGAGGAAGCCUGGAUCAAUGAGAAAAUGACCCUGGUGGCCAGCGAAGAUUAUGGAGACACUCUUGCUGCUAUCCAGGGCUUGCUGAAGAAACACGAAGCUUUCGAGACAGACUUCACUGUCCACAAGGACCGCGUGAAUGACGUCUGCACUAAUGGACAAGACCUCAUUAAGAAGAACAAUCACCAUGAGGAGAACAUCUCUUCAAAGAUGAAGGGCUUGAAUGGGAAGGUAUCAGACCUGGAGAAAGCUGCAGCCCAAAGGAAGGCAAAGUUGGAUGAGAACUCAGCCUUCCUACAGUUCAACUGGAAGGCAGAUGUGGUGGAGUCCUGGAUCGGUGAGAAGGAGAAUAGCUUGAAGACGGACGAUUACGGUCGUGAUCUCUCUUCAGUCCAAACUCUCCUCACCAAGCAGGAAACCUUCGAUGCUGGCCUGCAGGCCUUCCAGCAGGAAGGCAUUGCCAACAUCACCGCCCUUAAGGACCAGCUGCUAGCCGCCAAGCACAUUCAGUCAAAAGCCAUCGAGGCCCGGCACGCCUCCCUCAUGAAGAGAUGGAGCCAGCUUCUGGCCAACUCAGCCACCCGGAAGAAGAAGCUGCUGGAGGCUCAGAGUCACUUCCGCAAGGUGGAGGACCUCUUCCUGACCUUCGCCAAAAAGGCUUCUGCCUUCAACAGCUGGUUUGAAAACGCAGAGGAGGACUUAACAGAUCCGGUGCGCUGCAACUCCCUGGAGGAAAUCAAAGCCUUGCGCGAGGCCCACGAUGCCUUCCGCUCCUCCCUCAGCUCCGCCCAGGCUGACUUCAACCAGCUGGCUGAGCUGGAUCGGCAGAUCAAGAGCUUCCGCGUGGCCUCCAACCCCUACACCUGGUUCACCAUGGAGGCCUUGGAGGAGACCUGGAGGAACCUGCAGAAAAUCAUCAAGGAGCGGGAGCUGGAGUUGCAGAAGGAGCAGCGGCGGCAGGAGGAGAACGACAAGCUGCGCCAGGAGUUUGCCCAGCACGCCAAUGCCUUCCACCAGUGGAUUCAGGAGACCAGAACAUAUCUCCUCGAUGGCAUAGCAUAUCGCCGGGUCAUUCGUGUCUAUCAGUAUGAAGUUGGGGAUGAUCUGUCUGGAAGGUCCUGCAUGGUGGAAGAAUCAGGAACCCUUGAAUCCCAGCUCGAAGCUACUAAACGCAAGCACCAGGAAAUUCGUGCCAUGAGAAGUCAGCUCAAGAAGAUCGAGGACCUGGGGGCUGCAAUGGAGGAGGCCCUCAUCCUGGACAAUAAGUACACAGAGCACAGCACCGUGGGCCUGGCCCAGCAGUGGGACCAGCUGGACCAGCUGGGCAUGCGCAUGCAGCACAACCUGGAGCAGCAGAUCCAGGCCAGGAACACAACAGGUGUGACUGAGGAGGCCCUCAAGGAAUUCAGCAUGAUGUUUAAACACUUUGACAAGGACAAGUCUGGCAGACUGAACCACCAGGAGUUCAAGUCCUGUCUGCGCUCCCUGGGCUAUGACCUGCCUAUGGUGGAGGAAGGCGAGCCGGACCCCGAGUUUGAGGCCAUCCUGGACACUGUGGAUCCCAACAGAGAUGGCCAUGUCUCCCUGCAAGAAUACAUGGCUUUCAUGAUCAGCCGGGAGACUGAGAACGUCAAGUCCAGCGAGGAGAUCGAGAGUGCCUUCCGGGCCCUCAGCUCCGAGGGAAAGCCUUAUGUGACGAAGGAGGAGCUCUACCAGAACCUGACCCGGGAACAAGCCGACUACUGCGUCUCCCACAUGAAGCCCUACGUGGAUGGCAAGGGCCGCGAACUGCCCACUGCCUUUGACUACGUCGAGUUCACCCGCUCACUGUUUGUGAAUUGAUCCGCUGCCUGAAGGUGGCCCAGCCACGCUGCUUGCCCACCCGCUGCAUGUCCGCUCACCCGCGUGCUCCUCAGCAGAAUACUCCAGCCACUGCUCCCUUCUACUGUAACCUCAGCCUGCUUAGCUUGGGACAAGAUGUCGUAGGAAAUGGUGCUUCAGUACACGCCCCUGGUCCAGUCACAAUCACCAUGUUGCUGUAGGGACCCACAUUUGUGUCUCAGAGCCAGCUGCCCUCAUUCCGACUACAGAAAAAUCUAAGCAGCUGGCUCACUCCCCUCUUGUUCUCCUUCCCUCCCCCAAAUUUCCUGUUUUCAUGUGAAAGACAAAUAAAUGACUUGACUCCCCCUAAAA